Messenger RNA from Dimorphilus gyrociliatus, 1776 nucleotides. The record is from the annotation of a GenBank genome assembly. Lineage: Eukaryota; Metazoa; Annelida; Polychaeta; Dinophilidae.
GGCUGUUGCUAUGGAUACGCACUGUCAAUACAAACAAAUCGUCCACCUCCUUUAUUAUUUGCGAAUAAGAGAGAAACGUUUGCUAACAUCAUGAAACCAAUUGACUUUAUACUUCCAACUGAACUUUACAAUUUAAUAAAUAGGAAAGGCCAAUAUCCAGCAAUUAGCGAUCCUAAUUAUGUACUUUUAUUAGGUAUGAACCGGGUUUCAAUUAUCCUCUUUUUUUCGUUAAAGAUCUUUAUAAUUUUAGAUUCAAGAAGCGAGCAUGACUUUAAUGAAAGUCAUAUAUUAAUGGCGAAAAAUUGUAAAAUGAAUGAACAUAACGAAUAUAUAGUUCCAGAAGAAGCGGAAUUGGAAUGUAAACAGACAAUAAUUAUUUACGAUAAUAAUACUGCAUCUAUAAGAGACAAUGGAGACGCCAUCACUUGCAGUCAAAGAAUAUGGCUAAUGGGCAGUAGAUUUACAGUUUUAAUUCUGAAGGGUGGUUACGAGCAUUUUUCCGCUUUAUACCCUUUUAUGAGAACGCAAAAGAUUUUGUGGACACCUAAGGAAUUGGAUGAAUUUAAAACCUAUCCAAUAGAAGUUAUACCAAACCUCCUUUAUCUCGGUGAUUGGCGUCAAGCUAAUGCAGCUUACAUUCAAAAAGACUUAAAAAUAACUGGACAUGUAAACUGUACACAAACUCCUGGAACUUUUUUCUGCGAUGUGGGUAAAAAUUUAGUUCAAGUUUACGUCAAUGAUGAAAAUUCCUCAGAUAUAAAUCCGUAUUUUGACGAUGUUACUAACUUUAUUCAGAGCCACAAGUAUUUAGGCGGGAGAGUUUUGGUAUUUUCGGAUAAAGGAAUGAGUAGAUCGUCGGCAUUCUGUCUAGCGUGUAUAAUGAAAGAAAGAAUGAUACCUUUAAGGGAGGCUAGAGCAGAUUUAAGAGCAUGUAGUCCAUGGGCGGAACCUUUGAAAGUCUAUAUUGAUGCGUUGAUUUUAUACGAAGAUAAAAUUUUUACUCAAUAUGAGGAACAAUUAGCAAAGCUUAAACAAGAGGAGGAUAGUGCUCUGCCCCCACCCGUAGAGAGAACAACAUUAUCUAUGCGCUUUUUAAGAAAUUAUGGAUUAGUAGUGAAAAUUUUUCGACAAUUUCAUUGUAGCGCUUUAAAGAGUAUGGCAACGAGACAUCUACGCAAUUCAAAUAUGGUUGUUCUUGUUGACAUGGAUUGCGUUAUAUGCGAUUUCGAGGGAUACUUUUUGGAAUGCUAUCAAAAGAUUUACCCCGAAGAUCCAUAUAUAGCCCUAGGAAAAAGGAAUCAAUUCUAUCUGACAGAUCAAUAUUCAGAAUUAGGAGAAGAAUAUGGAAACAAGGCUAAAUCAAUUUUUUCAUCCGAAGGUUUUUUUCAGAAUAUUCCACCAAUUCCCAAAGCAAUUGAUAGUCUUAAGGAAAUGAGUGGAAUGGAUGGAGUCAGUGUAUUCUUAUGCACGAGUCCGAUGAGGUCAUACAAAUAUUGCGCUUUUCAAUGGGUUGAACAGUACUUUGGUAGAUCUUGGAUUGAUAAAUUGAUACUAACAAGAGAUAAAACUGUUGUCUAUGGAAAUUUGCUUAUUGAUGAUAAACCUAGAAUAUUUGGAGCUUUAAAAUCCCCUCCUUGGGAUCACAUUCUCUUUAGAGCAUGCCAUAAUACCUCAAUUAGAGCACCCGGCAGGAAAACUUCAGCAAAAUCAGUAUUAGAGAGCUGGUCCGAUGAUUGGAAAUCUUUAAUUGAUAAUAAGAAAAGGGAGCUGAGUUAA